Molecule: messenger RNA, 643 nt
Organism: Lotus japonicus
Lineage: Eukaryota; Viridiplantae; Streptophyta; Magnoliopsida; Fabales; Fabaceae
Product: auxin-responsive protein SAUR76-like
Exons: 1
Coding region: 72-449 (125 amino acids)
Biological process (GO): response to auxin
Source: RefSeq, a predicted model, not a curated record
UCACUUUCUCAUUUCAUUUUCUCAUCUUUCCUUUCCUCUGCUCCUUAGAAACUUCCAAGCCAAACAACAACAUGAACAGAGGUGGUAGUGGAAAACUAACAAAGCUCAAGUCAGUGCUCAAGAAAUGGAACUCCUUCAGCACCAACAACAAGCAGAGUCGCGCCGUCGCCAACAAUGAAUCCUCUUCUUCCUCACCAGAACGGGAGUUAUGUCCCGUACUGGUGGGGAAGACGCGAAGACGCUACCUUGUUAGCUCCGAUGUUAUCGGGCACCCGCUCUUCCGGGAGCUGGUGGAUCGGUCACGCGGCGAGACCAAUGAGGAGGAGGAGGACACCAUCAACGUGGCCUGUGAGGUUGUCCUGUUCGAGCACCUGCUAUGGAUGCUGGAGAAUGCUGAUCCUCAACCAGAUUCGUUGGACGAACUUGUCGACUUCUAUGCAUGCAGAUAAAUAAUGCUUCCUGAGUUUUCAAUUUUCAAAUGCAUUUACUGCAGCGGUUAUAUUUUCCGUUGCGAAUGCAAUUGUUGUUCUAGUUAUGAUUAAGAUGAGUGCGAAGCCUCUUAAGCUUAAAGCUAUUAGGAGCAAACCCUUAAUUAUAAUAUCCUUUAUAUCAUAUAUAUAUAUAUAUAUAUAUAUAUAUAUAU